UAAAUAAUAUUAUAUACACGAACGGCUGUUGAUAAUGGCAUCAUCAAGCGAGUCCUCGGCUGCAUCUGACCACGAUACAGAUAACAACGAUGAGACGCAGAAUGCUAUUCGCGAGGAUCUUAAAGGGAUGACCUUCGAAGAGGUAAUGCAUCUCAAGGAACAAUUGGGCGCGAAGGUCUACAAGGAAGCGAUACUGGGCGGUAAAAGGUCCAAGGUAAAACAGCCAAAAACAAAAUUGGAGCUCAAACGAUUAAAUAAGAAUCGGCCUCGUGAAAUCAGUUCAAAACGGCAGGUGCCCUUUUUGGGCGCAGAGCUGCGAGUGGAGCGUAAAAAGGAGACUGAACUACGCGAUCCGCGUUUCGACGAAAAGUCGGGCAACUAUGACAUUAAUACUUUCAAGAAGAACUACGAAUUCGUAACGAAUAUACGUGACAAAGAGGUUGUCCAGCUGCGGAAACAGCUGGACAAAGUGCGGGACGGCGAGGAGAAACAGAAAAUCAAGCAUACUAUGCAAAGACUUGUGAAUAAGAAUGUGGAAGACAAAAAGUGGCACCACAAGCAGCAUUUGUUAAAGAAGGAGCGCGAAGAGAUACAGAAAGCGCACAAUGAGGGACGGCAACCGCACUACAUUACAAAGAAGGAAAGGCGCGCCAAGGAAUUGGUUGCUCAAUUCGAGCGACUGAAAGAUGCUGGGAAACUGAAUAAACAUCUGGAAAAGAGACGCAAAAAGAACGCGGCCAAGGAUCGCAAGCGCAUUAGCAUAGAAUAGAAUAUCAGCUUAGUUAUAAAUGUAUAUUAACUAUUAAAAUUGUGUUUUACAUUUUGUGUAUUUAA
Molecule: messenger RNA, 834 nt
Organism: Drosophila grimshawi
Lineage: Eukaryota; Metazoa; Arthropoda; Insecta; Diptera; Drosophilidae
Product: ribosomal RNA processing protein 36 homolog
Exons: 3
Coding region: 35-769 (244 amino acids)
Biological process (GO): maturation of SSU-rRNA from tricistronic rRNA transcript (SSU-rRNA, 5.8S rRNA, LSU-rRNA)
Cellular component (GO): 90S preribosome; nucleolus
Source: RefSeq, a predicted model, not a curated record